Messenger RNA from Rhizophagus irregularis DAOM 181602=DAOM 197198, 1461 nucleotides. RefSeq lists its product as uncharacterized. The record is from RefSeq and is a predicted model, not a curated record. Lineage: Eukaryota; Fungi; Glomeromycota; Glomeromycetes; Glomerales; Glomeraceae.
AUGUCAAAACUCAACGAAGACGUACUUUUUUUAAUAUUUAAAGAAUUAAAGCAUGAUAAAAAAUCACUUUAUUCAUGUCUUUUUGUUAAUAGAACUUGGUGUGAAAUAGUGGUGCCCAUUUUAUGGGAAAAUCCUGGUCAAUAUCACGGUUAUAAUAGUUCAAUGAGUAAAUUAUUUAAGUCAAUAAUUUUACAUUUAUCGGAAGAAUCAAGAGAUACUUUAGGAAUUGAUAAUAGUAUUACAGAAACAUAUAAACGUCCUUUAUUUAAUUACAUUGAUUACUGGAAGUAUUUAGAUAUAUCUUUUAUAGAAAAUUUAAUUUUUGGAAGAAGAAUUAUUAAAAAUUCCAGCACGUCUGUUAUAAAAAACGAAAUAUUAAAGUUAUUUAUUAAUAAAAAUAGAAAUACAAAAUUUAUUCAUCUUUUUAUCCAAGAUAAAUAUAAAAAAUAUUAUGAUUAUCAAUUACAUCAUAUUUCAGGGGCUGAACAUUGCUUUUCAAAUCUUGAAUCCUUUUACUGCCAAGGUGAUGUUGAUCAAAAUGUUAUGAAAGGAUUGGCUAAAAUAUGCAAAUCGAUUAAAAAAUUUAGAUUUGAAUAUGUUUCUUGCUGUGCCGAUAUUUCUGGAAUCAUUAAAUUAAUUGAAGUACAAAAAAGACUAAAUGAUGUUGAUUUCACUGAUGAUUACUACAAUAAUGGAUUAAAUACUAAUAAAUCAUUUUACAAGUCUCUUGAAGAAUCUUUGAUUAGACACGCUGAAACUGUCCAUUAUUUGAGAAUGGAUUGGAAACCUAUUACAAGACUUCUUUCAUAUCUUCCAAACUUAUUAAGUUUAGAAUUUAAUAUAACUCAUACUAAAUGCUGGGAUGAGUUAGAUUAUUUAAACGAUUUAUCAUUACCUAAUUUAAAAAUUUUAAAGACUCAUCGAGCUCCAUCUAAAAGUUUAGUAAAUUUAAUUGAAAGUACAAAAGGGCAUCUUACUGAAAUUGAUAUAACUUAUAAUGAUAUUGAUAAUGAAAGGCUUAUUCAAGCAAUAUAUCAAAAUUGUCCAAAUCUUAGAUAUCUUAAAAUAUCAUUAAUGAAUAAUACUAAUUCACUUAUUUCAGAAUUUGAAAAUUUAUUAAUUAAUUGUAAAUUAUUAAUUGAAUUAAUUAUUGAAAUAUAUGAUAGAUAUAUUAAUUUAUUUAGUUGGGAUAAAUUGUUUAUUAUAUUAGCUAAGUCUGCACCAAUUGGUUUAUUUAAAUUUAAGUUUCAUUCCAAGAGAUUUGAAUUGGAAGAUUUUAAAUUAUUUUUUGACAAUUGGAAAAAUAGGAAUCCUAUACUGUUAACAAUAGGUUACAAUCCUUUUUCUAUUAGCUUGAAAGAAUAUCAUCAAUUAGUAGAUUUAUUUGAAAAAUAUAAAGUGAAAGAGAUAAUUAAAAAAUUCUUCAUUAGUUGUCUUUUUGAAGAAUUUGAAUGGAAUUAA